UCACCGAUCAAUGGAAAGAGCCAAAGAUGUCAGCUUGGUCAUGUGAUCAGCUGUGUCCAAUCACAGCUGAUCGCAUGGCACUGAUGAUCAGUGUGCCCUGAUGAUCAGUGUAGCCCUAGCAGUGCCACCUAUCAAUGCCAGCUGUCAGUGCUCAUCAAUGCCACCUGCUAGUGCCCAUCAGUGCCUCAUCAAUGCCACAUAUCAGUGCCUACCAGUGCACAUCAAUGUGCCUUUCAGUGUCACCUAUUAGUGCCAGUCAGUGCAACCUAUCAGUACUGCCAAUCAGUGUCGCCUAACAGUGCCAGUCAGUGCUGCCUAUCAGUGCCACCUAUCAGUG
Staurois parvus is the source of this 337-nucleotide messenger RNA. NCBI's taxonomy places the organism in Eukaryota, Metazoa, Chordata, Amphibia, Anura, Ranidae. The record is from the annotation of a GenBank genome assembly.